AUGUUGGGCGGCCCGGGUAUUGCUGGUCUACUGCUCACCAUUCUGCUUUUGGGCCUUCUGUGUCCAAAGCUGGCCAAUGCGGAAAAUAUUUUGGCUGUUUUCUCAUACACCUUUGGCUCGUCCUACUUGCUGAUUACUCCGUACCUUAGGAAUCUUGUCCAACGGGGUCACCAUGUCACUCUGAUAUCGGCCGUUACGAUAAUGCCCACCAUAGAGGGUGUCCAUCACAUUCGAGUGCCCAAAUUGGAUAUGCUAAUGGAAGCGCUCCUGGAAUACGAUUACGACGUUCAUAAUACUAAGUGGACGGAGGCUCAGUUCGUGUCCGAAUACUUUUACAAUUGUUCAAAGUUCGUCCUCGAGGAUCCUGGCGUGCAGCAGCUGCUCCACAACGCCAGUGCGCAGUAUUCGUUGAUUAUUUUGGAGGCGGCCCACAACGAUGCCCUCUUCGGAUUUUCGCAGCACUUCAAUGCACCGCUGGUGGGGAUUGCCGCUUACGGAUCGUCGUGGAACAUAGACUUUCUGGUGGGGAACUCGGCGCCAAGUGUCUACGAACCGAUGUCCGCCUUGGGCUACUCACCUGGCCACAGUCUGAUGGAGAAGUGGCACAACCUGAUCUUCAUAACCGAGGAGCGCCUGGUGGAGCGAUUCAUCUACCUGCCGGGCCAAAUAGAUCUGUACAAGAAACACUUCCCCGGGUUGACCGCCAGUAUCCAUGACCUACGCCGCAGAUUCUCACUGAUCCUGAUCAAUCAGCAUUUCAGCAUGGGCCGCGUGCGCAGUAAUGUGCCCAAUAUCGUAGAAGUGGCGGGUAUGCAUCUGGACGAAGCACCACAUACCUUGGAUGCUGAACUUAAAAAAAUUUUGGAUGAAGCCGAACAGGGAGUUAUCUACUUUUCAAUGGGCCUGCAAGUAGUGGAUAACUGGUUGCCCCCAGAUAUGCGAGCUACUAUGUCGGAGGUCUUUGCGCAGUUGAAACUACAAGUGAUUUGGAAGAGUGACCAUCCAGCGAUGGUCAACCAAUCAAGUAAUGUUAUUUCUAGAACAUGGUUUCCUCAACGGGAGAUACUUAAUCAUCCUAAUGUAAAGCUAUUUAUUACCCAUGCUGGUCUGUUGAGCCUUAUCGAGGCAGUUCACUAUGCGGUUCCCGUGCUUUGUAUACCUUUGUUUUACGAUCAGUUUCAAAACACCAAGCGAAUGGAGAAAUUGGGCGUGGCCAGGACUGUGGAUUAUACAAACCUUUCCCGGGACGAAAUUGUCCUGGUCAUUGAGGAUCUCGUGUACAAUGCUAGUUAUAAACAAAAUGUCAGGGAUUUAUCGCAACGAUUUCAUGACCAACCCAUGUCGGCCAUGAAAACCGCGAUUUGGUGGACUGAAUACAUCCUGCGGCACAAGGGUGCCGAUCACAUGAGAAUCGCCGAGCAGGAAAUGUCCUUGAUGCAAUACUAUAACGUUGAUGUGGUUUCUGUUCUAUUCGGCAGAAUCGGACUAAGUGCUAUUAUUGUUAUCUUUCUCGGCUGGAAACUAGUCUCAUUGGCAACAAGAAACCUUGAGUACCGAUUGAAUGUGCCUAUCGUAAGAUAAAAGUAAGUUAUUCCUAGCAACAGCAAAAUCCAAGACAUUGCCAAUCGGCCACCUUUUGUUUUAAAAAGUGUAUUAGGCAAAGGUGUUCUGUGUUAUUUUAGCUUUACAUACAUGUACUGUAUAUGACUAAUUAGUUUUAAAUAAAAAGCAGAUUUAAUGUUAAAA
Molecule: messenger RNA, 1746 nt
Organism: Drosophila yakuba
Lineage: Eukaryota; Metazoa; Arthropoda; Insecta; Diptera; Drosophilidae
Gene: Ugt303A1
Product: UDP-glycosyltransferase UGT4
Exons: 2
Coding region: 1-1581 (526 amino acids)
Molecular function (GO): UDP-glycosyltransferase activity
Source: RefSeq, a predicted model, not a curated record